Dipodomys ordii (Ord's kangaroo rat) is the source of this 492-nucleotide messenger RNA. RefSeq names its product gonadotropin-releasing hormone 2 (gene Gnrh2). The coding region runs from base 1 to 492 and encodes 163 amino acids. The transcript is spliced from 4 exons. Lineage: Eukaryota; Metazoa; Chordata; Mammalia; Rodentia; Heteromyidae. The record is from RefSeq and is a predicted model, not a curated record. Gene Ontology annotation, molecular function: hormone activity. Gene Ontology annotation, biological process: multicellular organism development. Gene Ontology annotation, cellular component: extracellular region.
AUGGCCAGCUCGAAGCUAUACCUCCUCCUCCUGCUGCUGCUGCUGACUGGCCAUCCUGGACCCUCAAGGGCUCAGCAUUGGUCCCAUGGCUGGUACCCCGGAGGAAAGCGAGCCCCCAGCUCAUCUCAGGACCCCCGGAGUGACCUUGGGUCCUCAGGUAGCCUAUUCCAGAGUGCCCACAGCCUCCCAAGUGAUGCUAUGGCAUCUUCUAAGGACCCUAUGCCCUGGGAGGCCAGGGCCAGGGCCCAGUGGUCCCACAGGAAGCAGCACUUGGUGCAGACACUAUUGUGGAGUAGGAUAACGCAGCGCGAGCGCAGCGUCCCGCCGCCUUUCAAUAAAAAGUGUGAACUCUCAAGUUGUCUCGUGCGUUCCCUCCCUAGACCACCCCAGCUGAGAACCCCCAGGGAGCGGGGCCGACAGGGGCGGCUGGAGGGCAGAGAGACGGCGGAGGCCGCGCCCCGCCGCCGCUGCAGGGGGCGGGGGGAAGAGUAG